AUGCAAUUUAUCUGCAAAAGGAAGCGUAAACUUUUCAAUAACAUUUACAAGAUUGGAAUCAAAACUCAUGAUAUCAUUAUAAUAGAUGUAAUUUAUUCUUUAAAUUAAAGGGAACUAAUAUUGCUAAAUACAUCAUUCCAUUUUAUUCAGAGAUCGAAGUAAAUUGGAACUUAGACAACAACAAAUUAAUUGGAUUUGAGUUUCUCUAUAACAAGAAACUAAUUUAAUUUGAAAUGAAACCAGAAGAUUGCUAGGUAUUCUAAGACACAGUGAAAUCAUAAAUCUUCUUUUCAAACUUAUACAAGUUUUAUAAACCCAUUUAUGAAAUUGGUAAAGGAAGUUAUAGUAAUGUAACUUUUAUAUUGAUUAUUCAAGGUUUUGAAAGUAGUAAGUUAUCAGAAUAAAAAUAUGUACGCCUGCAAAUGCAUAGAACCAAAUGACAACUUUUCUGAACAAGUAUUACUAUAUUUUGAAUUUAGGAUAUUAUGAAUGAGAUUUAAAUACAUUCUUUAUUAAACCAUUAAAAUAUAGUUAGACUAUUGGGAAUAUCCAAAACUCAAAGGCAUUUCUAUUUACUUAUGGAAUUACCCAAUGGUGAUACUUUAAAAAAUUACAUGUGUAAGAAGGCCAAAUUAAGUGAAGAAGAAAUCAUAGGAAUUCUGAAAGUAAGUUUUAAUAAUAUUUAAGUAAUUAUUAUAAGCUGUAGAUCAUCUCCAUUCAAACAACAUCAUCCAUAGAGACAUUAAACCAGAAAACAUUAUCUUAUAACAUACUGAUGAUCAAAGUACUAAAUCUCAAUAACAAAGCACUCAUUAAGUUGAUUGACUUUGGACUGGCUGCAAAUCUUAAUGAUCCACAUAUCUAGUAUAAAGUAUGUGGAACUAGUGGUUAUGUAGCUCCAGAAGUAAUAAACAAUGAUGGACUCACACCAUAUGACACAAAAUGUGAUAUUUUUAGUUGUGGAGUGAUCCUCUAUUAAUUGUAAUUUUAUUCAAUUAUUAUACAUAGACUCACUCAUAAAUAUUUAUUUGAAGGAGAUACAAAAUCAGAAAUAUACUAAAAUAACAAAUUAUAUAAAAAAGUUGAUUAUAACUUUGGAGAUAUCCAUUAUUAUUUUCAUAAUUUACUCUCCCAAAUGCUUGAAGAUAAUCCAGAACAUAGAAUUACUGCUAAAGAAGCACUUAUAAUUUUGGAUCACAUUUCAAUAUAGAUUGAUGAAAUUCCUCAAGAUGAAAAUAUAUAAAGAUUACCUGUCAUGAUGUCUAUCAAACCCAAAUCAGAUCCUAAUCUUAUGAACAUAGAUUUCUGA
Molecule: messenger RNA, 1309 nt
Organism: Paramecium pentaurelia
Lineage: Eukaryota; Ciliophora; Oligohymenophorea; Peniculida; Parameciidae
Source: the annotation of a GenBank genome assembly